AGUGGAGAGCAGAAACGAAGCAGCCAUGUCUGAGCUGGUCCCAGAGCCACGACAAAAACCAGUGGUCCCAAUGAAACCCACGGGCAUCAACACCAACCUGCUGGGCUACAUCGGCAUCGACACCAUCAUCGAGCAGAUGCGCAAGAAAACCAUGAAGACAGGUUUUGACUUCAACAUCAUGGUUGUAGGUCAGAGUGGACUGGGAAAGUCGACGUUGGUGAACACUCUCUUCAAAUCCCAGGUGAGCCGUAAAUCUUCAGGCUGGAACCGGGAGGAGAAGAUCCCCAAGACAGUGGAGAUCAAAGCCAUCGGGCAUGUGAUUGAAGAAGGUGGUGUCAAAAUGAAGCUGACUGUGAUCGACACACCAGGAUUUGGGGACCAGAUCAACAAUGAGAACUGCUGGGAGCCUAUUGAGAAAUACAUCAACGAGCAAUAUGAGAAAUUUUUGAAAGAGGAGGUGAAUAUUGCAAGGAAGAAACGGAUCCCAGACACACGAGUGCACUGCUGCCUCUACUUCAUCUCCCCCACGGGCCACUCCCUGCGCCCCUUGGACCUGGAGUUCAUGAAGCACCUCAGCAAGGUAGUGAACAUCAUCCCAGUCAUUGCCAAGGCUGACACCAUGACCUUGGAGGAGAAGACCGAAUUCAAACAAAGGGUGCGCAAAGAGCUGGAAGUAAACGGGAUCGAGUUUUACCCCCAGAAGGAAUUUGAUGAAGACCUGGAGGAUAAAACAGAGAAUGACAAAAUCAGGCAGGACAGCAUGCCCUUCGCAGUGGUGGGCAGCGACAAGGAGUACCAGGUGAAUGGGAAGAGAGUCCUGGGCAGGAAAACGCCUUGGGGGAUCAUCGAAGUGGAAAACCUCACUCACUGUGAAUUUGCCCUGCUUCGAGAUUUUGUCAUCAGGACUCAUCUCCAGGACCUAAAAGAAGUGACCCACAACAUCCACUACGAGACCUACAGGGCCAAGCGGCUGAACGACAACGGAGGGCUGCCCCCCAUGGCUGUGGAGACGGAGGAGAACCACGAGAGCAACCUGUGAACGACC
Merops nubicus (carmine bee-eater) is the source of this 1045-nucleotide messenger RNA. It is a transcript of the gene SEPTIN3, whose product is annotated as septin 3. NCBI's taxonomy places the organism in Eukaryota, Metazoa, Chordata, Aves, Coraciiformes, Meropidae. Gene Ontology annotation, biological process: cytoskeleton-dependent cytokinesis. The record is from RefSeq and is a predicted model, not a curated record. The transcript is spliced from 9 exons. Bases 26 to 1039 code for a protein of 337 amino acids. Gene Ontology annotation, molecular function: GTP binding; GTPase activity; molecular adaptor activity. Gene Ontology annotation, cellular component: presynaptic cytoskeleton; cell division site; septin ring.